UUCUGUGUAACACCGGCGAAAGUGCAACAUUCACCGCACCGCAGCAAGAGCUCUAAACUAGUGACUUCGCUCGGAUGCGGUCGCCGCUGUUGAGCUGUCACUCUCCGGUGACUUUGGGGGCUGGUUUUGUUGUUGCACUGACGUCAGCGCGAGCUACAAUGAAGCUGACAACAUCCAUGGGUAUAAAAGCCGGUUUGAAGGCUGGCACUCUGGUGCUCCAAGCUCCUGCUCUGCACCGGGUGAACAUCAGGCUCACCACACGAAGUUAGGGCUGAGGGGAUCAAGAUGCACUUUCUAAGCUUCACAUCCAUCGUGCUACUGCAGCUGACUUUCCUCGGUGUACUGCAUGGUGCCAAGUGGACAUACACUGGGCCAGAGGGAGAGAACCACUGGUCCGAGCAUUAUCCAUAUUGUGGCGGAGCUUUCCAGUCUCCAAUAAACAUCAAGUCAGAGCUGCUAAGGUUUGACCCAACCUUACGUCCAAUUGAAGUUCAAAACUACAACCUGUCACCCAAAGAGCAGCUUACUCUUGGAAAUAAUGGACAUUCUGUACAAAUAUCACUGCCGUCUAAGAUGUACAUCUCCGGCCUGCCUCAGCGCUACACUGCAGCUCAACUCCAUUUCCACUGGGGCUCCUCCAGCAGACCCACAGGAUCUGAACAUAUGGUGAACAACAAGCAGUAUGCAGCAGAGAUGCACGUAGUACACUUCAAUUCAGACAAGUAUCCCAAUAUGUCCAUGGCUGUAGACAAAUCUGAUGGCCUAGCUGUACUGGGUGUCCUGAUUGAGAUCGGAGAGUUCAAUCCGGCCUUUGAACAGUUUCUGAAGUUCAUCAAUGGCAUCAAGUACAGGGAUCAGAAAGUCCAGGUGCCCGGAUUCAACAUCAGAGCACUGCUGCCUGCACGUUUGGAUGAGUAUUAUCGCUAUGAUGGGUCACUGACUACUCCUCCAUGCUAUCCCAGUGUCCUGUGGACCAUAUUCAGGAAUCACAUAACGAUAUCUCGCAAACAGUUUCUGUCCCUGGCAACAGCCCUCUACUCCUCCCAUGCCCAGGACUCAGUCCCUGUGCCUCUGAAUGGCAACUACAGGAAACCGCAGCCCGCUGACAGCAGAGUUGUGCUGGUAUCUUUUAAGGAGGGCAGAGGACUGCACGGUAUUCCCACAGUCACAUCUUCACUUGUGAGGAAGCAAAUCGUUCAGCAGCUGCUGGUUGGUGACCUAGCAGACCUGGCUGACGAAGGGCUGUAUCAGCUCCUACCGCGUGGCUCAGAGAAGAUCCAUGCUGGCAAGAAGAAAGACCUCAAGAACCAACAGAGUGAGACUCUGGCCAAAUCCAAACAACAAACUCUGAACCCAUCCCUAUGGAAGAAGAGCCAGACCAACCGCUCUGUGGGAAAGUUGGGGCUGGCAGAAGACGCACUGUGCUACGUCUCGCUGGAACAGAGAGUUUUCCAUCAGCUCAAACAGUCCCAUGCUGAGACCCAGCUGGUUCAGGCUCUCAGAGAUGCAGUUUUCCCUGAUCUCAACCUCAAGAGCUACCUGGACUGUAAGUCAGACUUAGCUCUCCCCGCCAUCAGGCAUAUCCUCCGUGGACGACCACCAACGGAUGAGGCUAAGGAGUUAGAUCGCUCCCUGACAAAAGCCUUGAUGAAUCAGAAGAAGACUUCCACAACAAUCAAGCAAAGUGUGCCAGUGACAAAGUAUGGCGGCCUCUCUCCUGCUACUGUUCCCAGGAAACCACACAGCCAGGGUUAUCCACAUCCUUGGCUUUUGCCAAUGGAGUGGGAAGACUAGAGAGAUUCCUGACAUAGUUGAGACUCAAAUUAUGUCACUUUUUGUAGCAGACAUCAGUUGAGUGUCCCACAGUGAAAGACUAAUUUUCAAGCCACACCCUGCAUUCCUUUGAUCAAUCUUUCUCACAAAUGUAUUUAAUAUUAAAUUAUUCUUUACUGUAUGUGCACAUAAUUAUAAUAUGAGAAAAAUAUUGUAGUAUGAGUUAAUUUAGUUAACUGUCAGUAUUUUUGCAAACAUACGCUUGUGCAUAACCAAUCACCAGUGCUCAGUACUGUAAGCAGAUUCUAAAACAUGAAGCUAAUCUCAAUAAGUAGAUUUUUUUCAUGAAAAUCUGCUAAAAUGAGAAAAAAUGUCCUUUUGUAAUGGGCUUUAAGUCUGUUUGCAUAAUUUUGCCUUGCCAUACAAUGCUUUAAUACCAACCAAUGCAAACUACAUAAUUCAUGUUUGGGAAUCUAUAUGCAUCAAGCUACACAUAUGACACAAAAUGUCCGGCAAAGAAUAUUUAUAGAUUUAUAUACUGUAUGCCAAGUUCAGUUCUAUAUUAUGGUAAUUGUGGAGCUGUAGUCGUAAUUACUGUCUUGCACAAUAUAGAAAUGCAGCUAACCCAAAAGAAUUUGCAAGAGCUUAAGCGCUUUACGUCACAGCCCUGUCUUCCCUGUCUUACAAUUUGUUCUUCUGUUCAGAAUGCUAUUUUCAAUAAGUAAGGAAGCAGCUACUGUACAUAGGGACCUAUUUUCAAUAAAAGCAUUUUACACAAA
Messenger RNA from Dicentrarchus labrax (European seabass), 2552 nucleotides. It is a transcript of the gene ca12, whose product is annotated as carbonic anhydrase XII. Bases 286 to 1794 code for a protein of 502 amino acids. NCBI's taxonomy places the organism in Eukaryota, Metazoa, Chordata, Actinopteri, Moronidae. Gene Ontology annotation, molecular function: carbonate dehydratase activity; zinc ion binding. The record is from RefSeq and is a predicted model, not a curated record. The transcript has 9 exons. Gene Ontology annotation, cellular component: plasma membrane.